Molecule: messenger RNA, 2568 nt
Organism: Anopheles coustani
Lineage: Eukaryota; Metazoa; Arthropoda; Insecta; Diptera; Culicidae
Gene: Fcp1
Product: RNA polymerase II subunit A C-terminal domain phosphatase
Exons: 4
Coding region: 1-2505 (834 amino acids)
Cellular component (GO): nucleus
Molecular function (GO): RNA polymerase II CTD heptapeptide repeat phosphatase activity
Source: RefSeq, a predicted model, not a curated record
AUGGCCGAACCAAAUCAAAACAUCAUUUGCGCUCCGGACGAUUGUGCGAUAAAAAUUAGCAAAUGGAAAGUACGCGAGGGUUAUCCGGUCACCAGUGGCAAUAUUAUUUUGUUUUACGAAGUGCUGGAUGGAGGUGACAAGGAAGUAAAGCGCCUGAAAGCCACAAAAAGUGGCGUCGUAAAGAAGCGCCUAGCUCGUGAAGGUGCAACGGUGGCGAAAGGAAAGCCGGUUCUCGAGCUCGGACAAUGUAGCCACACGACAGUGAUCAAGGACAUGUGUGCCGAUUGUGGGGCCGAUUUGCGCCAGGAUGAACCAGGCAGCUGCUCGAAGGCAUCCGUUCCGAUGAUCCAUUCGGUGCCAGAGCUGAAAGUAACGGAAACUCUUGCGAAAAAACUCGGCCAGGCAGAUACCGAGAGACUGCUGAGUGACAGGAAGUUAGUGUUGCUAGUGGAUUUGGAUCAAACGCUUAUCCAUACUACUAACGACAAUGUACCCAACAACUUGAAGGAUGUUUAUCAUUUCCAACUGUAUGGCACCAAAUCGCCCUGGUAUCACACGAGACUUCGUCCAGGAGCGUUAGAUUUCCUAGCCAAGAUGCAUCCAUACUACGAGCUGCACAUCUGUACGUUCGGUGCACGCAACUACGCCCACACGAUCGCCCAAUUCCUUGACAAGGAUGGCAAUUUCUUUUCACACCGCAUAUUGUCACGCGACGAAUGUUUCAAUGCAACCAGCAAAACGGACAACCUGAAGGCACUUUUUCCGUGCGGUGAUUCGAUGGUUUGUAUCAUCGACGACCGUGAAGACGUGUGGAAUAUGGCGUCGAAUUUGAUUCAGGUCAAACCGUAUCACUUCUUCCGACACACCGGCGACAUUAAUGCGCCGCCGGGAAUGUCCAAGAACGAACUGGACGGUAAGGGGGUGGAUUUUAAGGAGCUCAUGAAUCAAUCGAUGAAGGAGAAGAAAUUGAAAGAUGCACCCACCCGUGAAGACAGUCGGCCGCCGACUCCAAAAAUUCAAACCGAUGACGGUAAGCAUAAGGAGGAAAAAAGUGCCACGGAUGAAAAGUCGUCAGACGAGGAGAAGGCAACGGAACCAACAGAAGAAUCGGAAGGGGCAGGGGAAAAAUCAAAGGAAAUACCAACUGCAGCGACGUCGGAUGAAACCAAUGCGGGAAAAGAGGUCUCAAAAAACGAGGAACCAACGAAUGAUGAAUCUGUCAGCAACGAGAAUAAGGAAAGUGUCAAAAAAAAUGCAGAGAGCAAUGCUUUAGAUGGAAAUUCCGAUGGACUUGCUGCGGAUACAAGUAAGCUCGAGAAUAUAGCGGAAACUCCCAGCAACAUAGAUGCAGAAAAUGAUAACGGAGCGAAUAAGGAUGCAAAAGAAAAUGUGGAAGAACUUGAAGUACAACCUGCUGAGACUGAGACCGAGAAAAAAAAGGAAAACUCCACUACAGUCCAAAGAAAGACAAAAAGCAAUGAUAGGCAAGAGAAAAAAGAACUCAUUGAAAUCGAAGACCCUGAUGACUAUCUACUGUACCUCGAGCACAUUCUGCUAAAGAUUCACGAAACAUUCUACAACGAGUAUGACCGAUCGAAAGCAAUAUCUGACCUCAAGCAACUCAUUCCAAGGGUUAAGGCGAAGGUCUUGGUUGGCACGCGGCUCUGUUUUUCCGGGCUGAUACCGAACAACGUGAAACUGGAGCAGAGCAAGGCGUACCAGAUAGCGCGGGGGCUGGGCGCGGUUGUUACGCAAAACCUAGAACCAACGACCACGCACCUUGUGGCGGUUACGAUCGGCACCUCUAAGGUGAACAAUGCGCGAAAAAAUGCUAAGAUUAACAUUGUCACACCCGAAUGGUUGUGGACGUGUGCAGAACGUUGGGAACACGUGGAGGAGCGGUUGUACCCACUAAAAACGUCGAAUCCCGCAAAAAUGCGACAACCUCCGCCUCACUGUCAUAGUCCAGAGCACGUGGUUAAUUACGGUGGCGGUACUACAAAGUCACGCGAGGAACCGAAGUUCAUGGAUACUGUAAAUCCCCUGCUCAGCUUUUCCAACGACGAUCUCGAUGCGAUGAACAACGAUUUUGACGAUUUCUUCGAAUCGGACGACAGCUCGAGCGAAGACGAGCCGGUUGACAUUGAAAAUCCACCGAUGGAGAAAGCGAUGCGUAAGCGAAAGCGUGCCGAAGAGAUAGAAACCAAUCGUGGCAGGCACAACAUCUUUCGCAAGCGCACUGAGGAAGAAGAGCAAGCCGAAAACGCGCGCAUUCUGAAGUUCAACAACGCCGAGCAGGAUGAGGCGAGCCAGACGAAUGCAUCGUCGGACGACGAGGACGAAAGUCCAAGCGCCAAGUUUCGCCGCGGAGAAGACUUACCUUCCGAUUUGGACAUGGGCUCGAACAGUGAAGGAAGCGACGAGCCAAUUGAUGAUGUUGAGGAUGGCGUUUGGAAUAUGAUGGGUGCGGCUAUUGAGAGGGAUUUUCUUGGACUAGACGAUUAGUUUGCACAAGAUGUCGAAUGUGACGAAUAAAGGUACACAUUCAGGUAAUGUAAUGUACAGUUC